GGGACCCAGCGCUGUGUUGUUACCAAAGCCUCUCAGUCACCCAGCAGACGACGGAUUCAGGUCACAAGGGAAGUUACUCUUUAAAUUAUCCAAAAUGCAAGCUUCAAAUAGCAGUUCCGACCCUAAGAGGAGUGAUAAGAUUGUGAGUUACAAACCCCCUGCUCAGGGAACUCCAGGUGCACCAGGUGAAGACCCCACCACAGACUACAUGAAUGUCUUGGGCAUGAUCUUCAGCAUGUGUGGCCUCAUGAUGCGAUUGAAGUGGUGCGCAUGGGUGGCACUUUACUGCUCUUGCAUCAGCUUUGCGAAUUCUCGAGUAAACGAUGAUACGAAGCAGAUGCUCAGCAGUUUCAUGUUGUCAAUCUCUGCAGUUGUGAUGUCGUACCUGCAAAAUCCACAACCGAUGACACCCCCCUGGUCUAAUAUAUAAGUGUUAUUCUAUUAGAUUUUCCAAAGUGCUUUUGUAUAAAACUUGUUAAAAGUGAAAAAAUGGCUUUUUUUAAUGACUUCCACAUGGAGCAUUAAAGGUUAUAUAAAGAGAAGAACAAUCUCAUUUUGGUGUAUAUUUCGUCUCAUGAAAAUUGUUGAGAAAUUGUUAUCCCAAAAGUGAUUUCCAUUCCAAAGAUAUUUUGGUAGCCAUUCUAUUUUUAUCUUUGUUGAAUAAUAUUAGAAUUGUUUACAAUGAUAGGAAUGACUCACUACUGAAUCCUGUAAUUUUUUUUGUUAAUGUACUUCUGCAGUGGUACUUUUAAUAAGUGGAAAAGCUGUAUUAGAACUUGUUUUUUGUUUUUACAUUUAUGUGUAUUUUACAGGUAGAAUACUGUUUUCUGUGACAAAGAGGAAAUAUCUGGUCUCUGUUGAAUGAAUGCAAUACAGAUUUUUAAGGCAUUUUUGCCUUUAGUAUUUGAAUAAACAAUUUACAUUA
This is a messenger RNA of Penaeus vannamei (Pacific white shrimp), 925 nucleotides long. RefSeq names its product protein Asterix. Gene Ontology annotation, molecular function: protein folding chaperone. Gene Ontology annotation, biological process: protein insertion into ER membrane. Gene Ontology annotation, cellular component: endoplasmic reticulum membrane. NCBI's taxonomy places the organism in Eukaryota, Metazoa, Arthropoda, Malacostraca, Decapoda, Penaeidae. The record is from RefSeq and is a predicted model, not a curated record.